Molecule: messenger RNA, 1041 nt
Organism: Zingiber officinale
Lineage: Eukaryota; Viridiplantae; Streptophyta; Magnoliopsida; Zingiberales; Zingiberaceae
Product: translation initiation factor IF-2-like
Exons: 2
Coding region: 321-884 (187 amino acids)
Source: RefSeq, a predicted model, not a curated record
UACUAUUCAUUUCGGUGUCAGAAACUGAUGAGAAUGGUGCAGCAAAGCGUUUGACUCUCGUUUCAUGGGCGUCUUGUCCUCCCUCAAAGAUCGGGCCAAGCUCACUCUAUUUUUAUUUUUAUUUUUUUUUGAUCGAAUUACCAGAGGAAUUAAAUCAUCCUUCAAUAUUUCACUUUCGAAGGUAGAUUGUUAAUGAUUUCUGCGCGCUAUAUGACAACAAGGAGUUCGAGUGCGGCAUCUCAUGCACUCUGUCACACUCUCCAUCUCCUCUUCCAUUCCUUCUCAGGGAGCUAGACGGAGAAUGAUAUUUGAGUAGUCCCAUGGGAAGUGCACUCAGCGGCGGGAGGAGGGAUGGCCGGCGGCUGGCGGAGGAGCGGGAGGAACUGCGGGCGAAGGUAGCGGCGCUGGAGGAGGAGCUGAGGGAGGCGCGCAGCGCCGCGGCGGCGAGGGCCGAGGCGUGGGAGGCGGAGCGGCGGGAGAGAGGGGAGGAGACAGGAUGGCUGAAGGAGGCCGCGCCGUCCAGGGGAGGCGGCGACGAGGCGGCGGCUGAGGAGGAGGCGCGGCGGGAGGAGGUGGUCGGGAAGUGGAAGCUGCUCUACCUCGCGAUCAAGACCGAGCUCGACGAGCUCAUCCAAAGGACUCGACAAGAGAGAUCUUUCAUCGGAGCGGAACAAGGCCCGAUCGAGCAACUCCAGAGGGAGGUGAAGGCAAAGGAAGACGCGAUGGGGACGCUAAGGUCGCGCGUCGAGGCAAUGGAGCGGGAGGCUUCGAGACGAGACCGGGAGAUCGACAUCUUGAAGCAAAGCUUAAGGAUUCUAAGCAACGGCAAGAAGAGCCGCGUCGGGAAGAAUCAAAUUCAUCAGGGACUCGUGUGUCGUAGAUGAGGAAGCAGCAGCGUUAACUCGAUGUUCUUGUGGCAUUUAACAGAAGAAUUAAUUAAAUCACAAAAUUUAAGAUAAUUUCAUUAUAUUAUUUUUUUAUAUCAUAAAUAUUUUCUUUAUUGACACGGCAUGAUUGCCACCGCAGGGGAUGAUUUGGUAA